Scatophagus argus is the source of this 4936-nucleotide messenger RNA. It is a transcript of the gene hmgxb3, whose product is annotated as HMG box domain containing 3. Bases 340 to 4185 code for a protein of 1281 amino acids. The transcript is spliced from 21 exons. NCBI's taxonomy places the organism in Eukaryota, Metazoa, Chordata, Actinopteri, Scatophagidae. The record is from RefSeq and is a predicted model, not a curated record.
AGUCGUGUUUUAACAUGCCAGCGUCUUGUUGUGUCUUCAGGAGUCCUAAGCAUGACAAGUUUGCAUGAUAUUUUAUUUUGAAAACGAGAAUGUAGUGUUGUAUUCCCUGCAUGAAGUAUCAGGCCGUAGUCACACUGCCAUAUUUUUUGUUUCUUCAAUAUCAGUAUUUGCCUCUCGUCAGAGGCGAUACACAGCUACCUGCUGAGCUAUAAUAAAGUGAAACCAAUGCUAUCUGAUACAACUCUCCGACAAUAAGAAUAUACCUUCAUGAAGGUACAAACCUGAAUAGAAACCUCAUCUCAUGCAGUUUUUCAUUUUGGGCCCAGAUCUUCUGAAAACAUGGAGAAAGUGGAGGUGUUUGAGGUUGUAAAAGUGACUGAGGAAGUGGACAGCUGCUAUAACCAAAUGGAGGUGACAACUCCCAAAAAGAGGAAGACCAAACUUCAAGAAGACAAUAUUGAUAAACCUAAAAAGCCUAGGUCUGCCUACCUGCUAUACUACUUUGAUGUUCACCAGAUUAUGCAGCAGGAAAUCCCUAAUAUUCCACAAUCAGAGAUCAACAAGCGGAUCAGUGAGAGCUGGAAGAGGCUCAGCGUAGCCGAGAAAGCCUACUAUCUGGAGAAGGCCAAGUCUGAGAAGGAGGGAAUAGACGCAUCAUCCCCCAGCCCGUCCAAAGACCUGCCAGGCUUCCGCAGAAUCCUCCCCAGAGCCAGUUACUUUCUCAUGUCUAAGAGCUGCUCCUCAAAUCACCAGCCAGGAGGCUCUCAGGCUGAGGUGAACGUGGACUCUCUGGACUCUCCAGUGGAGGGAGGUCUGCCUUCUGUUUCUGUCACCCAAGAGCCCCAGUUCACACCACUUGAGUUGGCCAGUGAAGGGGAUCUUUCAAAGCAGCCCGUCGUUAUUGAUGAGAUAGCAGAGGGAACUGCAGUGGUGUCUCAUAUCACAGACCCUAAAGCUAUCCCACACUCUUCUUCCUCAUCUGUCUCAUCUACAGUCCCGGCCUCCACAGCUGUUCAUGUCUCACAGGGCUCUGACGAGCUUACAGCCAAUGGGGUCAAACUGAAAGGAAAUGAGACAAGAGUUGCAGGUAGUGGUUGUGGUGGGCCAAUGGUGCAGCAGAAACAGGGGGGAGCUACACAGGUGGUUGCUAUCAUACCCACCCAGAACCUGCUGGAGACCAGUACUUUGGCAGGUGUCAGCCCUGUGGGCCCAGUGAUGAUGCUCUCUGUAGGAGCUGGCAUCGAACAAAGUGCCAAAACUUCAUAUAAAAUGUCCGUGAAGACAUACACCCGGAGAGGUCGAGGGAGGUGUCUAAAUCCUGGGUGUUCAUUUGUCUAUGUAACCCGUCACAAGCCACCAACAUGCCCUGAUUGUGGGAGCCACUUGGGUGGAAAAUGGGUACCUGCUGCAAAGAAGACACGAGAGAAAGAAGCUGCGUCCAAGUCACAGAAAGCUGAACCCAAGCAUAAUGAAAGCUGCCAACCCACACCUCCUUCUGCUCAGGAGGGGAACACUGAUGUUCGGAAAACAAACACUACUGGGAAUAAAAAAGAAGGACGAGUUCAAAGGUGCUCCCGGAAGCAGCAUGCAAUUCCUGGUGGAAAGACACCAGAGGGCAGCAGCGCCAAGGAGCAGGAACAAACAAAACAGCUGAAAGACAGUCUUAAGGGCGCGACGGUCCAAGGUGGAGACAGAAGCAAUGCUGCUGUUCAGAAGAGGCCUGUGAGACCCAUCCUUCCUGCCUACUAUAGCACAGGCCGUACUUUGUUCCAGAUCUUAACUGUCCCACCUGAGAAAGGAAAAUUUCAGAGUGCAAUCAACAAUAAAUCAUCCACUGUGCCUCGAGACAGUUUCUCAGGUCUCAAACCCAGCACUUUAAAGCAACUCGGCCAGACAGUCACGACAGCCACAACCAAACAGGAUUCUUAUGUCUCAGCAGAGGGUAGCCAACCUAUGACUUCAGUAGCCGACAAGAGAGUGAAUAUCCUGUCGUUUGUGCCUUGCAAACAACAACACACGGUUUCCAGCUUUGAUUUGGGACUUUCUACGGCACGAGGAAGGGGUCGGUGUAAGAACCCAUCCUGUGACUAUAUGUAUAAGAACAGACACAAACCUGCAGCGUGUCCUAAAUGUGGCUGUGAACUGACCCAGAAGAACGCCAAGGGAACAAAGUCUGGGACUCUGCUCGAUCCAUACCAGGCCUUGAGUCCUGCUCAGAAGGACAUCCAGCGGCAAAAUACCCUGCAGUUACUGCACCGGUCCCUGCAGAUUCCUGAGAGUGAGACUGAGCUCCAGGAAACAUUGACCCUCAUCCAAGAGCUCAACAGUCUCCAGAUCAUCUUGGUUCAGCCAGGCGACCAGGAGCAUGAAGGCACUGUAGAGACAGAGACGCUGGUUGAGUCUGGGUGGCCUCAGUUCUAUGAAUCAGCAGCGACUCACUGUAGCCUGUGUAACUACCCUCUCUUCAAAGGAGACCAAAGUACUGUUGCUGGACAAGAGGACUGCUGGCUGCUUACUGAGACACUCAUCCAGACGGCCUCCCUCCAGCUCAAGGUGUGUCUCAACGUUCAGUGUCUGGCUCUUCACAGCUUCACUGACCUGCAUCCAGGUUUGUUCAAUGUUGGGAACAGACUGCUGGUUAGUAUUGACCUGUUCCUGAGGGUCAGGGCCAGUAUCAAACUUGGCCAAACCCCCCCUCAGGCAGCCAGGACCAUACUGGACCACAUCCCCAGUCACCCUGUUCACACACUGAGUCCGGAGGAGUUAUCUCAAAUUCAAGAGCUCCUCCUGAGUGGCUACUGGGCCUUUGAGUGUUUGACAGUGCGUGAUUACAAUGAUAUGAUCUGCGGCAUUUGUGGUGUUGCCCCCAAGCUGGAGAUUGCACAGCGAAACACGAGCAACGUACUGGAGCUGAAGAAUGUGGAGUUUACCUGGCCUGAGUUUUCCGUCUCCGAUGAGGUACAUGUAGAUGACUUCUGGCUAACCAUGGAAAGUGAGGCCAUCGAGCAAGCGACUUUCCCCACCGAGAUUCCUAUCACACGGGUGGAUGCUUCUAUCAUCGCUCCCUUCAUUCCCCCGCUGAUGAGAGGCUCCACCGUCAUAAACACAGAGAAGGACAAGGUCCAGUCACACACAACGCAGCCCUCAGGAGAUCCAUCGGUUUUAGUUCGUCUCAUUCAUGAUGGUCAGCUGAGACUCGACAAAAUUGAAGAUCACACUGAGGACGAGCUGAGAACAAUGCUGGACCGCUGCGGGGCGAACAUUACCCCGGGCUCCACUAAGAAUGAGCUGCUGGCCUCCCUCAUCUCCUUGUACACACUCGUUCACAGUGGCCUCUCCACGGCCCCACAGCCUCCAACACACCUCACUGCUGGAAAGCUGUCCAAGGUCUGCCCCCACAAGGUGGUGUGUGGAUCUAAGUACCUGGUGAGAGGAGAGACGGCUCGAGACCACGUAGACCUGCUACUGUCCUCUCGCUACUGGCCCCCGGUCUACGUCAGCGACUGUGCUCGUCAGGUGGCAGUCUGUGCUGACAUGCAGUACCCAGAACUGGCAAACAAGAUGUGGGGCAGGAACCAAGGCUGCUUCUCCGACCCUUUUGAAAAGCCAGAGUCUGUGUCAUGUGCUGAGCUACAAGACCAGCCCUACAGUGCUGACCUGUCGUUGGUCGCAGAGAACCAGCAGGUUCACCCCAUCACCAAGUCAUCUUGCUGCUGGCUUGUUCAUCCUGCUGGAGCAACCCAGGAGCCUCCUGCUCUUCCUCACGAGCACCACUCGAUGGUCCUCUGCAGAGAACUGGAGCCCUACAUCGGCCUGAUGGACGAGCUGGGGAAAGAGGAGGAUGACAAGAGGGCAGAGCAGAAAGAACACGGGAAUGAGAGUGACUCAGUGGACUGUUCCUCUGUAAACCAUGUGCGGCGGCAACCUGUGGUAUUCAACAACACCGCCUGUUACUACCUUUACAACCGGCUGGUAGAUUAUCUCACCAGCAGAGACAUUGUUAGCCAGCAGAUCAACCAGGUGGUGAACGCUUGCCAGCCUGGGGAGGUGGUGAUCAGGGAUGCUUUGUACCGACUGGGUGUGGCACAGAUCAACACAGAGAAAGAGGAAGAUGAAGGAAGCGGGAUGGAAGGGGAGGCGCAAGCGGGAGGGACUGAGACCUAUGAGGUUGUGCUUGGUGAGUAAAAAUGUUCAGAACAGACAGUCAGGAGGCAGAAAAAGUGACGGACUGAAUCUCAAAGACGGCUGCAUGCAGUGACAAGAGUGCACAUAAUAAGACAGACGUGAGAGACAUGUGGAGAGGAACAGUUGCAUUAAGAAGGAUCCCAGAGUUUGGAGGCGGUUACUUUAUUUGUAAUAUAGCAGUCUAGCCUGAACAACAACACAUGCAGUCAGUUAGACGUUGUUGUCAGAUUUUACUGAUGUAUGAUGAAUAUGGAUAAAGCGGACUGAAUUUAGCAGAAAUGGACCCGGUCUUCUAACCAUCUGUUAAUACAGCAAAAGAGUAAAUAAAAGUUUAGAUGACACUGACUGAAUGUCAGAAUUACCAUUUCAGAUGACUGAAGGAAUGUAACAAUAUUUUGUGUCUUUCCAAAUGGGUGCCAAGAGUGAAAAGAUGAGAAAGUGUGUGUUUUCCUGUGACUGAAAGAAUAUAGAAACUCGGCAACAUCAAGCCUAAAUGUAUGAUGAUUUAACCACGAAGGUUAUGUUGUAUUUAUUUCCCUGUCAUGAGCAGAGACACAUAUGCUUUAUGUUUUACACUCUUACCUCUCGCCUUUCACUUGUUGCCUUUUGGACUGAUGUUUGCAUUUGAAAAGUGAAGAUGAUGUAAACAAUGUAUCUGUUGAUUAUACUGAACUGUUAAGUGGUGAUGGACUUUGGGGCCUUCACUUCAUUUUAGAUUACAUUUCCUUCCCAAUAAAGAUCUAUUCCAGGA